AUGGCUGGGAAACGUGCUCGUGGUCGUAGACGGACUAUUUCAAAGGUCGAGAGGAAGAGGAGCAAGGCAAUGAUUGAACGAAGUCUGAUCUUACUCAACAAUCAUGCUUCAGUAUUCCGAAAUGAGGUGCACAUGCGCGCCCAGUCAAGUACCGAAAAUAUCAAGGAAACUGACGGAUUUGCUGAACACUUAUCCGAUAAAAAAGAAGAAAUUGUUCCAUGUUCAGGAAAUACAGUCGAAGAAGCUACUGUUGAAUUUUCACUGAUGAAGUGUCCAUAA
Molecule: messenger RNA, 279 nt
Organism: Trichobilharzia regenti
Lineage: Eukaryota; Metazoa; Platyhelminthes; Trematoda; Strigeidida; Schistosomatidae
Source: the annotation of a GenBank genome assembly